AUUUAGCAUUCCCUACUGUCCCCUAUUUAACACUUAUUUUCUUAUUCUUAAUAUUCGAAGGUUUAAGCUUCGAGUCUAUCAAACAACCCAAUUCCAUUUUCUGCUCUGAUCUCACCAUCCAGAUCCAUAUAAACACUAAAUCCAUCAUCCUCUUCCUCUUUCAUGAUCUUUGUUUUAAAAAUUUAAUUUUUAUUUUCAUGAUCAUAUUGAUCCAUUGCUUAGAUUCAUGAAUGAUAUGGGUUUUUUGAUUUUAUUGUAAAGUUUUUGUCUUUGAUUUUUCCUCUUUAAUAACAGAUCAAAUGGCAACGAUGGCUCUCUUGCGUUUUACACCCCCCUCUGCUAAAACCCAUGAUGCACUUUCAUUUUCAUCACCUCCUCAGUUUCAUAACCGUUCUGGUUCUAUAUAUCUCAACAACCCAACCCCCCAUUUGCCUCAAAGAUUGAAACUUUCCUUCGCCGGAGGCGAUGGGGUUGGGCGUGGUGUUGGUGGUGGUAGUGGUGGUGGAGGUGGUGGUGGAAGUGAAAGUUGGGGGGAUAAUGAUGAUGGAGAUUCCAAAGAUUCAUCUUUUGGGAUUUUGGGUCUUUUUCUGAAUGGAUGGAGAUCAAGGGUUGCUGCUGAUCCACAAUUUCCUUUUAAGGUUUUGAUGGAAGAGUUAGUUGGUGUUACUGCUUGUGUUUUAGGUGAUAUGGCUUCUAGGCCUAAUUUUGGGUUGAAUGAACUUGACUUUGUUUUUUCAACUCUUGUUGUUGGUGCUAUUCUUAAUUUCACACUCAUGUAUCUAUUAGCACCUACUUUGGGAUCUUCUUCAGCUAGUGUUCCAGCUAUCUUUGCAUCUUGUCCCAAGAGUCACAUGUUUGAACCUGGUGUUUUUAGUUUAUUGAAUAGGUUAGGUACUUUGGUUUAUAAAGGAGCCAUUUUUUCUGCUGUUGGAUUUGGUGCUGGUCUUGUUGGAACUGCAGUUUCAAAUGGGUUGAUCACAAUGAAGAAGAAAAUGGAUCCAAACUUUGAGACACCAAACAAGCCUCCACCUACUUUACUCAAUGCUUUAACUUGGGCUGCUCAUAUGGGUUUAAGUAGUAAUCUUAGGUACCAAACUCUAAAUGGUGCUGAGUUUGUGUUGGAGAAAGGGCUCAGUCCUUUGGCAUUCAAGACCUCAGUGUUGGUGCUUAGGGUUGUGAACAAUGUUCUUGGAGGUGUGUCUUUUGUGAUGUUAGCAAGGUUGACAGGUUCACAAGGUGUUGAUAGUGAAGAGAAGGCAUCACAAUCACAAUUGGAGGUUGGAUUUGGUGAGAAGGUGGAAGAGGCUUUGGAGAAUAGCAACCAAACAAAUCCAUCAAAUUGAUAGCAUCACUUAGUUUGGUUUAAUCUCUUGUUUUGACUAAGGUUGUUGGAUUGGAUAGGUGAUGGCUUUUUAGUUUUCUUUUCUGAAUUUUGUGGCAGCAACAAAUAAGAAUGAAGGGUAGAUUUUGAGAUAGGGAUGUUUGGUACAAAUUUCUGGCAGGUUGCUGAAACUUACAAUAAGGUGCCAAAUUUGUUUGGCCAUGUUUUGGAUUUUGGACCCUCACCACCUACUCAAAUGAAAAUGUUUUUGGUUUUGGCUACUAUGUUGUUGUUUUGGCAACUAUUGUUUCUGCCAUCAAUAAUUAGGCUUUUGUUGUCGUUUUCUAGACAAAUUAGUACCAAUGUAAAAGUACCAAAAACUAAUUUGGAGUAAUGGCUAAAUAAAACUAGGUGUAAGAUAUUGAUUUUGAAUUGUGAAACAUCAAUUAUUUGGUGUAUUUUUCUUUUUUAUUUCAAUUUUUUAGGAUAUUAGACUAUGCAGGUUGACACAUGUGUCUAAAGAUUAGUUGAGUAGAUACGACUUGGUAAAUUUGCCCCUUA
This is a messenger RNA of Cicer arietinum (chickpea), 1882 nucleotides long. RefSeq names its product protein RETICULATA-RELATED 2, chloroplastic-like. Lineage: Eukaryota; Viridiplantae; Streptophyta; Magnoliopsida; Fabales; Fabaceae. The record is from RefSeq and is a predicted model, not a curated record.